AGAUCCAAACAUUUUCUCUCUCUUCCUUCACUCACCAUGCUCACCUCAAAAUUGUCGCAAAAAUUUGGAAAGGAGAAAGGAGCCAGUGACGAGGAGGAGGAGGAAAUUGAGAUACCAUUGCAUGGGCUGUCUUCAGACGACGACGACGAUUCUUCAGACGAAGACGAGCCGACGCUCACUCCCAUAGACGUGGAAAAACUUCCUACCAUUGCCAAGGACGAUGCGAAUGUGAAACGACGAUUAGAAAGGGCAAAGCGGUUGCCGUCGAACGACCGAGGCGUAUUGUACAUAGGCAGAAUACCCCACGGCUUCUACGAAGAACAGAUGAAGGCCUACUUUUCGCAGUUUGGCAACGUCACUCGUAUACGUAUCUCGAGAAACAAAACGACGGGUCGUUCAAAACAUUAUGGAUUCAUCGAAUUCGACUCUGCAUCUGUCGCGCAAAUCGUUGCUGAGACGAUGGACAACUACCUGCUCAUGGGCCACAUUUUGCGGUGCAAGGUCAUACCCAAGGAAGAAGUGCAUCCUCAGCUAUGGGUAGGAAGCAACCGCAAGUGGAGAGUGGUCCCUAUGGAUCGUGUGGUCCGAGUGGAUCACAACAGGCCUCGCACCGCCGAAGAGCAGCAAAAGGCAUCAAAACGACUGUUGAAAAGGCAGAACCAACGGAAACGCAAGCUCGAGGGGGCGGGUAUCCAAUAUGAUUUUGAUGCAGUCGCAUAUAAAAAACCAGUGAAGGAUAAUUCAUAGUUCUACGCGACGACAGCGUAUAGGAUACACUAUUUAAAUGGUACAGCAGCAAUGGACAAGCAGUCAAGUUCAAGUAUCCCGGGGGUUCAAGCUGUUGACUAUUCUUUCAUUUUCUGUGAGGGAGCGUCAGUCGUGUUAUGCGAUCAUCUGGAAAGGGCUCCCGUAUACCGUAACAGGCUUCUUUCACGAGACCCAUUGCCUUGAUGUGCUUUGCUUCGCAUCCUUGAGCUGAUGCUUGCAGCGUCAUUCGUCGUUUCUCAGCUAUGCU
This is a messenger RNA of Guyanagaster necrorhizus, 1015 nucleotides long. RefSeq names its product RNA-binding domain-containing protein. Lineage: Eukaryota; Fungi; Basidiomycota; Agaricomycetes; Agaricales; Physalacriaceae. The record is from RefSeq and is a predicted model, not a curated record. The transcript is spliced from 5 exons. Gene Ontology annotation, molecular function: RNA binding. Bases 37 to 747 code for a protein of 236 amino acids.